This is a messenger RNA of Hevea brasiliensis (rubber tree), 1552 nucleotides long. Its product is annotated as rhomboid-like protein 14, mitochondrial. NCBI's taxonomy places the organism in Eukaryota, Viridiplantae, Streptophyta, Magnoliopsida, Malpighiales, Euphorbiaceae. Gene Ontology annotation, molecular function: serine-type endopeptidase activity. Gene Ontology annotation, cellular component: membrane. The coding region runs from base 230 to 1210 and encodes 326 amino acids. The transcript is spliced from 2 exons. The record is from RefSeq and is a predicted model, not a curated record.
UUAUCUCAAAAUAAAAAUGAGCGGACUCGGCAGUGAAAGUGAAGAUGACUGCGAGAGCCGUGUGAGGCAACUAUUUAGGAAAGGAGAAUUCUAGAAUUCUUUCCCUGCAAGUAACCGAUUGCAUUCCAUGCGAUGCCAAGUUGAAAAUUUAAAAAGUCUGAUGCGAGGCCCAAAGGUAAUUGAUUCAUAGAAUCAACUGAAUCGAGGAAGAGAUUGGCAAUUAUCGGCGAUGGAGAGAAGAGUAGGGAGGUUGUUACCGCUGCUUGCAGUUCACACAGUGGUCGAGUACUGUAGACUGCCGUGGAAACCACCUGUAACGGCAGGUCUUCUAGCCGCCAACACUCUCAUCUAUUUGAGGCCUUCUUUCUUGCAUCAUAUCCUUCCUCCUAUUCGUGAGGUCUGGUUCAAUCCCUACCUCAUUCUUAAGCAUAAGGAGUUGAAACGCUUCUUCCUGUCAGCAUUCUACCAUGUGGGGGAGUCUCACCUAGUCUACAACAUGAUGUCUCUCUUGUGGAAGGGUAUCCAGUUGGAAACUUCAAAGGGAAGUGUCGAAUUUGCAUCUAUGGUUGCUGCAUUGCUAACUAUGUCCCAGGGUAUCACGCUGCUAAUAGCCAAGUCCCUUCUCUUGUUCUUUGACUAUGAAAAGCCUUUUUAUUCUGAAUAUGCCGUUGGGUUCUCUGGUGUUCUCUUUGCAAUGAAAGUUGUCCUUAAUUCUCAGUCUGAAAACUAUGCAUAUGUGCAUGGACUAGUGGUACCAGCACGCUAUGCUGCAUGGGCUGAAUUGAUUCUUAUCCAAAUGUUUGUACCUGGGGUGUCAUUUCUGGGGCACCUUGGUGGAAUACUUGCUGGACUUCUCUAUUUGAAGUUGAAAGGAUCAUAUUCAGGUCCAGACCCAUUGACUUCAAUCAUCAGAAAUUUUGCAGGCAUAUUGAGCUGGCCUUUGAAGUUAAUGAGAAGCUUAUUUAGACCAAGGCGGCAGCGGAUUUCUGGUCGGGGUACUGUUGGUGCGAGUCAGGGAGGAAGGACAGUAUCAGGGGUGUGGAGGUGUCAAGCAUGUACAUUUGACAAUUCUGUUUGGUUAAGCGUAUGUGAAAUGUGUGGGACAAGUAGAGGUGGCAGUGGUUUUUCGUCCCGUCAAUUGCAACAUCAGGAUGGUGAUGAUCUCACAUUGGCAGAAAUACGUCGACGGAGGAUUGAAAGAUUUGGUUGAUUAUUUUUUUCAAUUUCCUUAAUUAUUUUGAAUCUGGGGUCUCAGAUUGUUGAUGUUGGAAUGCUGCCCAUUCGGUCAUGUUAAUUUUAUAGUUUGGUUAAUGGCCACAUGGUGAUUGCAUUGUAGAAUCAGAACAGACAUGGCUUUGCUUUAACUCUGGUAUGCUGUAUUUAGGAAUACCCCAUUUUAAAAUUUGAUUUAAAUAGCGAAAAUAUGAGCGUGUACGUCUGCAUUCAGAAUGACAGAUGGGGGCUUGUGAUUGGGUUGUUAUACGCAUGUCAUGCAGGUCGCCCAUUGAUAUAGCUCUUUUCCAAUGAAUUUCUCUGCACUUCAUUUCUGUUA